UCGGAAUUUGUUGACGAAAGUCGAAAGCGGAGUGAACGUAACUAUUAAUUGGAGUAAUAAUUGGACAAUGUUUAUCCAAUUUCUACAUUAAAAUUUACAUGUAAUAACUAGCUACUCAGCCCCAUGGUUUGAAGUGUAAGCUCCGUCUUUGGAGUAACCUAAUUUUGUAACAUUCAGCAGUGCAGUGUAACUUUCGAAAAUGUCCUUCCUUCGGGGCUCUGAGAACUACGUUUGGUGCACGACUAGCGUGCUAGGUAAAGGUGCAACGGGCGCCGUGUUUCAGGGUGUCAACAAGAACAACGGCGAGCCCGUAGCCGUGAAAACCUUUAACCAGCUGAGUCACAUGAGGCCUCAUGAUGUGCAGAUGCGGGAAUUUGAAGUGCUAAAGAAGGUGAAACAUGAGAACAUCGUGAAGUUACUCGCUAUUGAAGAGGAGCAAGAGGGCCGUGGCAAGGUCAUUGUCAUGGAGCUGUGCACGGGUGGCAGCCUCUUCAACAUUCUCGACGACCCAGAGAACACGUACGGCUUACAAGAACUUGAGUUCUUACUUGUCUUGGAACACUUGACAGCCGGCAUGAAACAUUUACGUGACAACAAUCUAGUGCACAGAGAUUUGAAACCUGGAAAUAUUAUGAAGUUUAUCAACGAGGAUGGUACUACAACUUACAAACUUACAGAUUUUGGAGCAGCUAGAGAAUUACAAGAAGAAGAACAGUUUGUUUCUCUAUACGGUACUGAGGAAUACUUACACCCGGAUAUGUAUGAACGGGCAGUACUUAGGAAGCCCGUUGGAAAGAGUUUUGGGGCCACAGUGGACUUGUGGUCUAUUGGGGUGACAUUAUACCAUGUGGCGACAGGCCAGCUCCCUUUCAGGCCAUACGGGGGUAGGAGAAAUAAAGAAACCAUGUUUUAUAUCACUACUAAGAAGGCUUCAGGAGUUAUAGCUGGCACGCAAACAACAGAAAAUGGCCCCAUAGAUUGGGCCAGAGAGCUCCCUUCCCACUGCCAACUUAGUGUUGGUCUCCGUAAGCUAGUAACACCACUACUGGCCGGAUUACUGGAAGUGGACCCGCACAGGAUAUGGACAUUUGAGCGGUUCUUCUCCGAGGUCCAGGCUGCCACCUCCACUACCGCUAUACAUGUGUUCCAUGUUAACAAGGCUUGCAGUGUAAAGGUAUUCAUGAAGCCCGAAGACCGUUUCGAGCAGCUCCAAACCGCGCUCCUCGAGCAAUGCGGCGUCGUCGCCGAAUCACAAGUUCUACUCUACGCCGACCGGCUACUGCUCAGCGAAGUGGACGAAAACACCCCUGGACGGAGUUACCCCGCCACCACCGCUACUGAACCCCUGCUGUUGUUCAAUAAGAGCUCGACGAGUGUGAGCUUAGCGCCGGAGCCCGAUGCUCCGAAGUUUCCCGUGUUCCCGAAUAUUGUGUCUGUUGAAAAUGACGCUAGUCAGGCUAAGACGGCAUGUAGCGUAGGCCACGUGAUCAAGCGGCGAGUGGAAGCCCUGGCCGCAGCCUCGCAGCUGUGCGGCGCCGCCGUGGCGCGCUGGGGAGCCCUGCUCGGCGCCCGCCUCGCCGCCGCCGCGCAGCGCACCGACGCGCUCGCCGCCCACGCGCAGAGGCUGCACGAUGCGGCGAGAGCGCUCGAUCUGCUGACACAGGUGAACAAGCACCACGGCGGCGCCGAGUCCGAGCCGGAAUGGUCCUCCAUGGCGGGGCUGCUGGCGCGCGAGGGGGGCGCGCUGCGGGCCGCCGCCGGCGCCCUGGCCACCCGCCACGGCGGCGCCGGCGCCCCCGGGCUCCGCGCCGAGUGGGCCGCGGCCGCACGCCAGGCGCCCUGCGUGCACGAGCAGCGGCUCCACACCAGGGCCAAGACCCUCGUCGAGCGAUUGCGUGAAUCCUGGCAACACCUAGUCCGCGACCGCGCCACGCGCGCGCUCACAUACAACGACGAGCAGUUCCACGUGCUGGAGCGCAUCACGGUGGCCGAGGCGGGGCGCCGGGUGCGCGCGCUGCUGCAGCGAGCGGCGCCCAUGGCGCGCGCGAGGGCCGACGCCUUGCACGACUGGUACCAGGUGGCACAAACGGUGUGGCUUCAAACGUGCAUACUGGACAAGGACGCUAGCGGCGCGGAACUCAAACUUUUGGCGUUGGCGGCUAGACUGCAAGACGCCGAGCUACGAGCUCGUGUACAGUUGCAGGACCAUCUGAACAACAAAGCGGCCGAUCCUCCCGCCGACAAAGUCGGCUCGGCGGCGCGUAACCGCGGCGGCGUCGGCGUGUCGGCCGCCGGCGCCGGCGUGUCGGCCGCCGGCGCCGGCGUGCGCGCGCUGCUCCACGCGCACGACGAGCUCGCCGCCGCCGCCGCCAACAACGCCGCGCUCGUCGCCCGGCUCGCGGCGCUGGCCGGCGAGCUGCAGCCCUAGCGCCGUGACGCUGCGCCCGCGCCCGCGCCCGCGCCCGCGCCCCGGGACUCUAGUCAUACGGACCGCUAUCGUGUGCGCGGACAUCGCUACUAUAGUCUAACUGUAGACCAAAGUGAAUGUAAAGUCAGAGACGGUCAAGGUCGGCGCGAGUUUACUGAAUCCAGUGUGCGAUACGGUCGCGAGCCGAUAGUUGAGCAGAGUGAUGACAGAUGUCACGGCCCGGUAGAAACAGAAUUUUGCGAAAAUAGUGCAGAGUGUAAUGGGAAUUGUGAUAAUAAACUUGACCGUGAACAGUGUAGCGAAAGUGAUCGUAAAAAACUAGGAACUUAUAAACUUCAGGACCGAUCUGAACGUGCAGUAGAGCGUAAUGGAAACGAUAAUUCUAAACUCUCUUUAUGCAACGGUAACUAUGCUAGUGAAACGGACAGUGAAACGACUACAGAUAGUUUGAGUGGUAGUGAGACUCCGUCGGUGACAUCGGGUGUCAGGACGGUGAUUCAUGGAUCGGUGAGCUCCCGGGAUGUGGCCUCGCUGGAUGAGGAGGUCAAGGAGAAGGGCCGUAAGUUGGCUUGUGUUGUUACAUAGAAGAAAUUAAAAUACUAUUUAGCACUUGUCAUUUUAAUACGUAUUUGCAAAAGUUACAUUGUUUUUUUAUGAUAUAGGGCCAGUCUUUAAAGUUGGUACUAAAAAAUAAACCAACUCGAUUGUGACAUGCUAGGUCAAGUAUUAAAAACCCUUACAGAAAGUGAUUGAUCUGCAUUUUUUUAUUAUUAAGGGUCGUUCAAAGUAUGUUGCAACCUACAAAUGACAACACUAUGGUGUUUUCAGAUGAAAAAAAAGCUACAAUUAUAAUAUUUUCAGAAGAUUUGAGGCUAUUUUAAAUAAAUUUAGAAAAUGGAAUCAAAUGUUAUAUUUAGGUAAUAAACUAAAGAUCUCUUGAUUCAUCCUUCCAAAUCGUUCCAAGAAGUUUAAAUUAAACUUCAAUUUAUUAAUUAUUUGAACUGAGAAAAGAUCUCAAUCAUGUAUUUAUGCUAGGUAGCAAAAGAGUGUGGAAAUAUUUUAGACACUAUCCAAAAAGCAAUAUAAUUAGGAAGAUUUACUUUACUUGCCUCCCUAUUCAUAAAACCUUACACAAGGCUCAAUUAGUUAAUUCAUGUUUUAUCCCUUUCUUACAAAUACAUGAAUUAAAAUAACAGAUCAAGACAAUCAAUUAAUAGCUAAUUGAGGCUUCUAGCGCGUUUAUGAAUAGUAUUAAUACCCCCAUUAGUAUUUAAUAAAAGUUUUCUAUCGUCAUCAAUGAAAGCCAUGGCAAAGAACAGAGAUGCUAAGAACUUUUAAAUUUAUUCCACAUGUCACAGCCGUUGCAGGUUGUGUGAUUUUCACAAUAACUUGCAUAACGUUAAGGAUAUUGCAAAUCCUCGUAACUAGCACUGGUAAAUGUAAAUACUGCAUAAUGUUUUGAAGGAUACUUUUUCCUUUAUUAUACAGAAAGUAUUGUAUUGUAUUUUAUCAGGUAAAAAAGGGGUAAAAGUAGGCUUCAAAGUAAUAAAGUUAGGUACAAUGAUUUAAGCUUCGCCUGUAAAAUUUGCUGUUGUGUAGAUACGCAGUAUUUACCAGUGCUAGUUACGCGGAUUUGCACUAUCCCGGACGAUAAAUCCUUAUUGGUGCAAUAUAUGUAUAUUUGCAAUGUAAUGGUGUACUAGUAACAUUUAAGUAAUUAAAUUAUUGUAGAAAUGUGAGUAAUCUAUACUGAAUUAUCAAGAAAAUUGUUUAUUGUUAAAAAAUAUUUUAAUGUAAAUAAUUAUAUAGUAUACAAUAAGUAAAUAAAUGAAUUAUUAUAAA
Cydia strobilella is the source of this 4270-nucleotide messenger RNA. It is a transcript of the gene IKKepsilon, whose product is annotated as inhibitor of nuclear factor kappa-B kinase subunit epsilon. NCBI's taxonomy places the organism in Eukaryota, Metazoa, Arthropoda, Insecta, Lepidoptera, Tortricidae. The transcript is spliced from 9 exons. Gene Ontology annotation, biological process: peptidyl-serine phosphorylation. Gene Ontology annotation, cellular component: cytoplasm. The record is from RefSeq and is a predicted model, not a curated record. Bases 200 to 2428 code for a protein of 742 amino acids. Gene Ontology annotation, molecular function: ATP binding; protein serine/threonine kinase activity.